CGGAGAACCAGCCGUAAGUCGUUUCACUAGCCCCCUUUGGGGCCGCCUGGCUUUUCCUGGCCGGGCCUGCUCAACAGGAGCCACGGUCGUUCCAGGGUUCCUCCAUCAAGGCAGAAUGCCACAGAUGAAUUUGGCCAUCCUGGGAUCCAUUGCCCCGUUCAUCGUGGUGGUGGAUGUCAUUGGGGUGGUGGCAUUCACCGCAAUGGGCAUUGGCCCGCUCGUAUACAAUGCUGUAGCUGAUGCCACCAUGAAUCAAGCUGGAAAUGCGGCCGCUGCGGCGGCGGGCGGCUUCAUGGCAUUGCUGUUCGUCUUGGACUUUUAUUUGAUGCCAAUCUUGGCUCAGAUGUUCUUUGGAACACUGCUGGUAGGUUUUGUCUUUGCCGCCGCCAUCCUGAAAGGGAUUGUGUAUCCCUGGGCACCGGGGCUUUUGUGCAUUGCCUUGCCGAUCAUCUACAUGGGCUGGCUGCGGGGCUUUGUCUUUCGGCCUGGCAAAGUCACCCCAGCGGAGUUCUUAUGGCCAGCAGCGAUGACUUUUUCCGCUGCCUUUGUGGCGAUCAUGUUUGCAUGGUUGAUCUUCGUGUUUGGCAGCGGCCGCAACUGGUCAGAAGAGACCAAGCUAUGGCUGACAGAGGAGAACAAUGACGUUUUUGCCUACCUUUGGUCCAACGGCACAACCACCCUGAACUACACGAUUCAUUGUUCGAAUUCGAAAAACGUUUCGCAUUUCAGUAAUGACGAGCAGGCCAUUCUGCUUGCGGCGUGCACGUCUGCUGCCAACGUUUGGUUCUUGCAAUGGACCGGUCCCUUUGUACUUGCCUUCUGCAAUUUCGUGACGGCGUUGUUCGUGUACCUCUUUAUGCACGUCUCCCGAAGGGUAGUGAUGGUCAAUGGAGACGGAGAGGCAGAUUCUUUGCCCUAUCUCAAGCAGAUCCUCAAGGGCAGUGUGCUGGUAAUAGUGUUAAUGCUUGCAGCCAUGUACGCAGCUGCCUCGUAUGUUUCCGGCUCUGCCGUGCAACUGGGUUCUGCAGUGUUCUGCUUAGGGGCAGUCAUCAUUGCGGGCACGUUGGGCUGGAUGUACGUUGAGAUCGAUCCGGUACAGCUGAAACGGCUGGCGAGCGAGGGAACGAUGGCAGAAAACCUGCUAAAGGUGUUGCGAUCCGAUUGGGUGCGAGCGGUGGCGGUGGCUUGCCUCAACGUUCUUAUCCCGCUGAUGGUAGUACUUGACAGGGCUAGACAAUGUAUGCGAAGGGCCAGAGGCACAGCUGAAAAUCCCGCGGAUAAAUUUACGCCUUCUGGGCGGAGAGUGGCCAAUGAAUGCAGCACCUGGAACUGGUGCAGCAUUUUAUCAAAGGUGCUUCUUCUGGGGGAGUUGUUCGUGGCCCUCCUGCUUGGCAUGAAGGCCACGUAUGUUUUCUUUUCCUGGUUAAAUGCUGUUCUUGGAGCUGCCAACAUCAACUUUUGGGUCCUUUGCGGGUAUAUUUUCGUCAUUGGCCUUGGCAUGUUCCUGUGUCCCAUCGUUCCCGGAAGCGCUGUAUAUCUCUUCGCGGGAGUGGUUUUGGGAGCGCAGUCACAACUACCAGAACGGCCUGGCUUCAUGGUCGGGGUGGCGGCCGCAAUAGUUGUCAGCUCUGUCGCCAAGCAUAUUGCGUGUGUUGGGCAGUACAUGAUUGGCUACUGUGCUGGGCAGUCAGUGAAGGUUCAGCAGAUGGUGGGUGUUGAUCAGGUGGGCACCCGGGCGACGGAGAAGAUCCUGAAGCAGCCGGGGCUGUCCCUUGGGAAGGUCUGCAUUUUGGUGGCCGGACCUGAUUUCCCAACCAGUAUGCUUUGCGGCAUUCUGAAGUUGCAGAUUCCGCAGAUGCUGCUGGGGACCACCCCUGUGAUCUUCGUGAGUAUCAUCCCGCAGGUCUUGGUGGGCGCGUUGCUGACGUACCAGGGCGCUGCUGCGGAUGAUGACUCUUCCAGCAUCGAGUCGAUGAUCUCGACUGCGGUUACGGGCUUUGCAGCGGCAGCACAGGCGGGAGCAACCUUACUCUUCACUUGGCGGAUCAUGAAGACCGUGGAGCAGGAUGGAGAAGAGCUGAGCCAACCCCGUCCGGAACAUGCAGCUGUAGCUGCUCUCACUGCAAAGGAUUAUCGUAAGGCCUUCCACGAGGUUUCGAAGUGGGACGCCAUGACCUGCCUCCAGCAGACCAUCGUGCUGUGGUCGGUCUUUGCCAUGCUACUCUCAGGUUUCCUCAUCGCAGCAGACUUCAUGUUAGCUGAGAAGUUCUGCUUCAGGAAGUUCGACAUCACCAGCAACAUCAAGGAUCCCUUUGAGCUCGGAGGUUUAGACAACAAUGUGAUCAACCUGGUCAUUGUGCCAAUUGGAUGGAUGACCUUAGUGGUGGUGAUUUGUGCUGUGGCCGGUCAUGUGGCCUUCUCUGUGAUGAUGGGCAAGGCAGCACGCGGACGGCUGAGCAGCCUGAAACAUCAGGC
This is a messenger RNA of Cladocopium goreaui, 2475 nucleotides long. The record is from the annotation of a GenBank genome assembly. Lineage: Eukaryota; Dinophyceae; Suessiales; Symbiodiniaceae.